AUGGAGUCUUACUUCGGUUUUAAUAGCAGCAGUCUAAAGGAGAAAUUCAAGAGUAAACUGGCACAGGCUACAAAGUUGAUACCUAAGGAUAUAGUUAAUAAAGCUCAAAAUGUCCUUAAUCAAAGAAAGAGAAAUUAGUCUUUUACCUCUCCAGAAACUCUCGACGAAGAUUAAAAUGAUGGUGAAACUAUUGUAAUAGAUAUCAAUAUUUAGAAUUAAAACAAGAAGAAAUCAAAUGAGUUCAAUUGUGAUGAGUCUAUCUCAAUGAAAAAAGAUCAUUACUUCAAGAAAAAUUAAAAUGACAACAGCUAGGAAAGCCCAGACUCUAAAAGCUCCAACAAUUUAGAUGACAAAUUUGAAGUGAUUGCUUAACACAGACAAUCUCUAAAAAGUUAAUAACCUGUUUUAGAGUUACCAGAUCCCACCAAAGCAUGCAAUGAUAUCAUAAAGAACCUAAUGAGCUUUAACAUUAAGAACUUAGAGCAGUAAUCUUCUUAUAGGAUUAAGGAACAGGCCAUUAACAUAAUCAAUCUAAUAAAUUAACCUAAGAUUAAUGUGGUUGCUCUUUAAGAUCUAUGUUUCAACUCAGGUAUACCAGAUGAAAUUAAAGGACUCAGACCACUAGCAUGGCGCAUAUUGUUAAAUCACUAUCCGCCAGAUACUAAGAGUUGGGAGUAGCAUAUAAUAGAUUAAAAAGAGGUUUAUGAUGGCUGGAAGAGAGAUUUAAUCAUUAAGCCUACAAUAAAACAAGAGGAAGAGUACAAGUAAGCAAAGAGAAUGAUGGAUCAUCCAUUGUCUUUAAGUAGUGACUCUAAGUGGAAGUAAUUCUAUUAAGAUCAAGAGAUCUGGGAUGAAAUAGAGAAAGAUGUAAAGAGAACUCGCACAGAUCUUUCAUUCUUUUAUCAGGCAGUGGAUAAUAACAAAAAUGUAAACAAUAUGGAUCUACUCAUGAAACAGGCAGAAUGCAAGAGAAGUGAAUUGACACUAGAAUAGAAGGAGAAAUUCAUUGAGACUCAUGCAGAUGUACUACUCAGAGUAUUAUUUAUUUACGCGAAGCUAAAUCCUGGAAUUAGAUAUGUACAGGGAAUGAACGAGGUAUUAGCUGUAAUUUACUACUGUUUCUGGCGAUAGGGAGAUGAACUUAUUAUCAGUAAUUAGUACCUAGAGAGUGAUCUGUUUUUCUGUUUCAAUAAUCUGAUGUCUGAAAUUAGAGAUGGAUUUUUGAGAGAAUUAGAUAGAGAGCAAAGUGGAAUUACUGGCAAGGUCUAAACAUACGCUAAUAUUUUGAAAGAAGUUGAUCCCUUGGUAUACAGAAAUCUCUAAGAGCAGAAUGUUAACCAUCAAUUUUAUGCAUUAAGAUGGCAAAUGCUGUUAAUGUGCUAGGAAUUUGAUAUGAGUAAUGUGCUUGUACUGUGGGAUGCGCUCUUUUCUGAUAGUGAAAGAUUUUCGUUCUUGAACUAUGUAUGUUGCGCAACAGUGAAUCUAAAAAGAAAGAUUGUGCUAGUAGGAGAUUUUGCUGAAUGUAUGGAAAAUCUGUAAAGAGCAUGUGAUCAUUUAACUGAUGUGAGUGAUCUAAUUAAUGAUGCUAAGAAAAUACAAGAGAAACAUUUUAAGUUAAAGAUCAAGGAGAGAAUAAAAUACGAAAAUAUGAUGUCGUUAGAUGAUGAUAUUUGA
Messenger RNA from Stylonychia lemnae, 1674 nucleotides. NCBI's taxonomy places the organism in Eukaryota, Ciliophora, Spirotrichea, Sporadotrichida, Oxytrichidae. The record is from the annotation of a GenBank genome assembly.